GUUUGGAUGCUUUUGGAUUUCCCAAAAAAUAUAAUUUUAUUUUAAUUAAUUUAAAUACCUUGCAAAAUGCUCUCUCGUCAGGUUUCGCAAAGGAAUAGGCCCAUAAUGAAACGUAGGAUGACUAUAAGUGGACCCAGACCUUUGUCUAGUGUUGCCAUAGAUAAAAUAAAGCAGCGCAAUUUUCUUGAUAAUAUCGAUAUGAAUACCCGUAAUACUGAUAAUGUGAUCGGACGUCCCAUGGGUAAUAUGUAUUGCGAGAGGAUUGAUUCGCACGGCUGGAACGAAAACGAUUCUGGAGGACAAUUGAAUUUAAAUCGGACAGCUCCGCCGCCACCGGAGAAUCUGGAUUGGAAUUCCUCCAGUCCCAGACGCACUCGAUCUCCAGUUGGCAUGUAUCAUCGCAAUGUGUCCCCCAACAUGAUGGGCUUUAGAAACUUCGAGGAGUCUGAUAAGUUUACUCAAAACGAUUAUGCAGAGGGGAUACCCGGAGGUCGUGAUCCAGAGCGUUUUAUUCCAAAUGACAAUUUUCAACAAUAUUUUCAAGGCAAUCAGCAGCCAAUGGGUUUUCGAAACGUACAGCAACCGCAUUUUAACAACGAACCUUUGAUGGGUAAUCAACAUCGCAUGGACAUGCAACGCGAUGAGGGUUUCAAUUCGAAUGAAUUUAGUCACUUGAAAUCGAAUUUCACAGAAACAUAUUCUAGAUUCAAUAAUCGUCGUGAGUUUCCCAAUGAAAAUUUUGAAAACGAUGAACAGCCGAUAGUUAAGCGUAGACCUGAGCCCAUUUCCAGUGGCUAUGAGUUAAAAGAUAAAGUCUUCACGAUUGCCGGCUUGAAGAUGCCCUUCGUAACCAAAGAGGUCGGUACGUUUUCACACAAGGAAUCGAGGUCCUACGCCGUGCUGUUCUUCAGGAGGUCUCCCGACUAUAUCAUCCGCUUACAUAAAUCGAAGGAAGUGCCUUGCAUCCAGCACAUCUACGACGAGAUGGGCGAUGCCAUUGAUGAUGAAGAUACUGCCGGUUUGGCAUACAGCCGUUUUCGGGAGAGUAUCGCCCUUGAGUGGACCAAGAUUUAUCGGGGCAGAAACUAUCGUACCUGGUGCAAUUGGUGGAAGGAUUUCAGGAAUAUCGACGUGGAUAUUUACGAGCAGUUGAACAAGUUCGAUUGCUUCAAUGUGAAGUAUAACUUUAUGCCGUUGGGAGGGGUGUCUAAUGCGGCGGAGUUGAUAAAGAGGACUACGGUGGCUCUGACCAAGAAUCGAAAUAAUUACUUGGACAACAUGAAAAUGGUGUAUUGCCUGAUGGACCAUACUGUCCUCGGGAACCUGGCCAUGGAGUCAAUGGCUCAGCUGCAGGACAUUAUUCGUUCUGUUCCCAAUCACUUGUGGAUCUACAAGUUGCGGUGCAUGAUCUACUUGUGGUAUAACUACAGCCAGGUUAUGAAGUCCGAGGACACCGCCGAUAAGAAGUACAAGCUGAUCCUCAAGGAGUGGAAGAGCCCCGUCAUCCACUGGCUGGCCAAGCAGGCCUUCUUUGAGCUGCGGAACAUCAGCAAAUCCGAAUACCCCCAAUAUGGUGAAGUUUACGGCAAAGGCAGCAAGAAAGUCAAGGAUAUAUAAAUACAGAUAUUGAGAACUUUUCUAGGCAAAACAUUGCCAACAUAAAA
Drosophila rhopaloa is the source of this 1664-nucleotide messenger RNA. RefSeq lists its product as uncharacterized. Bases 67 to 1617 code for a protein of 516 amino acids. NCBI's taxonomy places the organism in Eukaryota, Metazoa, Arthropoda, Insecta, Diptera, Drosophilidae. The record is from RefSeq and is a predicted model, not a curated record. The transcript is spliced from 2 exons.